GACGUUGGCCGUGAACGAGAAAAUUCGUACCUACAUAAAUACAUAAAUACAUAAAUACAAGAACAUUAUCCGAAUUGUCUUUUAUUGAAGAGCACGGUUUUAUUCUUCCAAAUACCAUGAAUCUUGGUUUGUCCAUGGACGGAAGUCUGAAUCAGAUCAACCAUAAAUUACGCGAGAAGGAGAAGAAGCGUACGGAGGAACGUCGUCGAAGCAUUCCGUACCUUAUAGCUCAAUAUCUGAAGCAACAUGGAUUAACAGACUCUUAUGGCACAUUGUUCUCUGAGGCCCAGUUACCUACCGACAUUCAAAUAGCCGACAAUAUCGAUCUGGAAAUGAUACUCAUGGAAUACGAUAGUUAUUAUCAUCUAAAAUUCAACAAGUACCCAAUACUAUACAAAACGGUUGAAUCAACAUCUUCCACAAAUCCAAUUAAAAAAAUUAAAACGGUCAUCAAAUCGAAUAAAAACGACACAGCUAAAGAAGAUGUCGCAGCACACCAGACUAAUUUCACUCCAGAGAAUGAUAUCAGUUUUGGGUUAACAGUGUCACCCCUUUUUCCCAAAGAAAAUGUCAAUGAAAAUAACAAUUUGACAAAAGAUGUACCAAACAACCGGCCUACGAAAUCAAAGAUAUUAAGCUGUAUCGAAAAACUUUAUCCGUCUGACUCUGAACUUCGGAAAAUAGCCGAGGAUAUUUCGACGGAAAUAGUGUUGGGCAAUUUGAACGUUUCUUGGGAUGAUGUGGUAGGACUCGAUAAAUGUAAGGCAGCUAUAAAGGAAGCCAUCGUUUAUCCGCUUAAGUAUCCCAUUUUCUUCAGUGACAAAUUUUCCCCGUGGAAAGGCAUUUUACUGUAUGGACCACCUGGUACAGGGAAAACUAUGUUGGCCAAGGCAGCUGCGACGGAAUGUAAUUGCACGUUCAUCAAUGUAACCGCUAGUUUAUUGGUCAGUAAAUGGCGAGGCGAUUCCGAAAAGUAUAUCCGUGUUCUGUUUGAUCUCGCUUACAAUCAAUCACCAGCGAUUAUUUUUAUUGAUGAAAUUGAUUGGAUAUCUACAAAUAACACAAACGAUUCGUUAUCCGAACCUGCAAAACGAUUUAGAGCAGAACUUCUCACUAGAUUAGAUGGAUUAUUAUCACCUGAGGGUUCAAAUGUCAUGCUUUUGGCUGCUACUAAUGCUCCUUGGAACAUCGACGCAGCUUUACUCAGACGUUUAGAAAAGCAAAUCUAUGUUACGUUACCCGAUGAACACUCUCGUCUUAAUCUAUUCAGCUCAUACGUUUCACCAAAUAUAAUGGAGGUAAAAGGAAAUUAUUUAGUCGAGGUAACUAACGACUACUCUGCUGCAGAAAUAAAAUUAAUUUGCAAAGAAGCAUGGAUAAUCCAAUCAGCUCCAACAUGGAACCGUCUAGAGAAUAAUGAAAUAACUGUAACAAAUUUACAAUUCAAUAUUACCAGCUUAUCGAGUUUAGUUUACGCGAUAAAAAACAUACAAGGAACGGAUAAAAAUAUCCCUAAAUACGAUGAUUGGAUAAAAAGUUAAUUUCUGUUAUGUUAAUAAAGGGAGCGCAUGUAUUGUAUUUUAUGAAAAA
Messenger RNA from Osmia lignaria (orchard mason bee), 1590 nucleotides. RefSeq names its product katanin p60 ATPase-containing subunit A-like 2. Gene Ontology annotation, molecular function: protein binding; ATP hydrolysis activity; ATP binding. NCBI's taxonomy places the organism in Eukaryota, Metazoa, Arthropoda, Insecta, Hymenoptera, Megachilidae. The record is from RefSeq and is a predicted model, not a curated record.